Messenger RNA from Ylistrum balloti, 451 nucleotides. RefSeq lists its product as uncharacterized. The record is from RefSeq and is a predicted model, not a curated record. Gene Ontology annotation, molecular function: protein dimerization activity. Lineage: Eukaryota; Metazoa; Mollusca; Bivalvia; Pectinida; Pectinidae. The transcript has 4 exons. The coding region runs from base 50 to 451 and encodes 133 amino acids.
UAUUACUCUCACCACGUGUAUUGCUUUAUCUUAUACUUAACAGGGAAAAAUGAAGAUGGUACAGUACAACAGCAUCAAGAAGAGCAAACGCUCCCCGACCCAGACCGUUGCUCGUCGGCAUCUUAAGCUCCAUCUGAAGCGUGUUAGGGACCGAGAAUAUGCCAGACUCCGAGAUAUGGUACCCUCCAUCGCUAGCAAAGACAAAGUUUCAAAGGUAACUGUAAUUGAGGAAGCAGUGAAGUACAUUGAUGAGCUGCAUAGAGCCCUUAUAGAGAGACUAAACAGCAAAGGUCUUCAAGAUGGUUUGAUAAACGAAACAAAUGUCAAAGAUUUCGUCCACAAUAUGAUGCCACAAACAUUCUUCAAGAAAGAUGAAAGUACAAGCUGUUAUGAAAAGCAACAAAAAGUUCCAUCAUUUUUAUUGCAACGAAGAGGGCCAAAAUCUUUAUAG